AUAUUUUAAAAGGGGAAAAUUUGACUUUUUGAUCGGAAAAGAAUUUGGCAAUUCCGCUUAUGCCGUUGCGUAGAGCACGGCGAAACGAGUUCGUAGACAUGGAGUAGACCCGAACCAGAGUUGUAAUGAAGAAGUUACGGUCAAAAUACUCACGAGGGCAAAAUGGAAAUUUUGGGAGAUCAUUUUUUAAAUCUGUUUUCUUCUCUCACUCUCUCAUUCUCUCACUCUCUCUCUCUCUCUCUCUCCCUCUCUCUCUCCCUCCCGAGAGUUCAAAAAAACAGAAGGGCAGCCACCUUCCAAGCCACCCCGACCCUCCGGAACGGACCCAGCAGCACCGGCCAGCUCCCGCCAGCAACCUCAGCCCGUCCGCCGCCCCUGCUGGAGCCGCUGGAAACUGCUGGAAAACGCAGCAGUUUUGGCCGAUUUUCCAACCUCAGUUUCUCCCACAUCCGGACACCAAAUCAGUCGUGUGAGGCAUCAGAGGCCAAACUGAACCACAGGAGGGACCUUCAAGAGGUCCAGCUAGCUCGGACCAGCACAGUUAAUAUUUUCUUAAACCACUGUGGGUACCCGGUUACAGAAACAGGUGGCCGUCAAAUAAGACGAUGUCUACGGACAUCCAGAUUGCCUUCGGUUUAUGUUGCCUUCGGAUAUGAUGAUGUCUACAGACAUCCAGUUUACUUUCAGUUACGUCAGUGCACUUGA
This is a messenger RNA of Prunus persica (peach), 705 nucleotides long. RefSeq lists its product as uncharacterized. The record is from RefSeq and is a predicted model, not a curated record. Bases 163 to 705 code for a protein of 180 amino acids. NCBI's taxonomy places the organism in Eukaryota, Viridiplantae, Streptophyta, Magnoliopsida, Rosales, Rosaceae. The transcript is spliced from 3 exons.